Plasmopara halstedii is the source of this 171-nucleotide messenger RNA. RefSeq lists its product as uncharacterized. The transcript has 2 exons. NCBI's taxonomy places the organism in Eukaryota, Oomycota, Peronosporomycetes, Peronosporales, Peronosporaceae. Bases 1 to 171 code for a protein of 56 amino acids. The record is from RefSeq and is a predicted model, not a curated record.
AUGCUCAAUGUGCGAUGCAUAGAGAACGUCGAAGAACCCGUUCUAGAGCAUAUGAUGGAUGAGAUUGAGUCGGAAGUGGAUCCUAGUGUGCAACAGCCUCUGGCACUAGAAGAUGGGGAGCAGAGCGAUCAAGGUGUCUUUACAAGAAGACGGCUUGUAUCCGGAUUUUAA